AUGGAGAAGCACAAGAAGGAGUGCAACGAGGAGCAGAAGGAGAAAUUUCUACACGAAAUAGAAUCCUGGGAGAAGGCUCUUGAGAAGGUCAAUAAAACCAAGGGCUGGGAGCUGUCAAAAUUUGAAAGGGCAAUUCUUGAAGAAAAUCACUGUAUGCAAGCAACGGUUGAUCUAGAACUUCAUAUCCGGUGGAACCCAAGAAAUCGAAACCGACACCAAGAUCCCACAGACUCACCUGUGAAGUGGGUCUCUCCACCGAAGGGUUCGCUGAAAUAUAACGUUGAUGGCUCAUGGAAGGAAGAACAGCGAGAAAGAGCGAUGGUUGGGAUUUGCAGGAAUGAACAAGGGAUCCUCAUAGACGGUUUUGCGGAGAAAAUUGCUGCUGAUUCAGCCCUGAAAACAGAGGCUUUGGCCCUUCUUGCGACUCUGUUGAAGUUAGUGGAGGCAAGAAAGAGAAAGAAGUCUUUGGCAGGAAAGAGGGAAAAGUCUUCUGCUUCGCCUGAACUAACCUACAAUGCGAAGUAUACUCUAACAGCAAAGUUGUGGUGGAAAGUUUAA
Eucalyptus grandis is the source of this 558-nucleotide messenger RNA. RefSeq lists its product as uncharacterized. Bases 1 to 558 code for a protein of 185 amino acids. The transcript is spliced from 2 exons. The record is from RefSeq and is a predicted model, not a curated record. Lineage: Eukaryota; Viridiplantae; Streptophyta; Magnoliopsida; Myrtales; Myrtaceae.